CACGCGCAGAGACCCCCGGCUACCCCUGGCCCGUUGACUCAAUUACCCCCGGAGUACAUAUAAAAGGCCCCCAUAUCCCAGAUCUCCUCUUCUGCUUCAUCCACUCAUUUCUAUCCAUUCAUUUCUACACCACCUUAUAACUCAACCCCACCCCAACACCACCAACCAUGCGCUUCACCUCCAUCCUCUUCGCCGCCCUCCCCAUCCUUGGUGCCGUCUUUGCUGCCCCCUUCAACACCGAGGCCAAGAAAAAUCUCUCCCUUGCCCCUGCUUCUUCCGAGCUCGUCGAGCGCGAUGGGCUCUUGCUCGGUGUUCUCGCCGACCUCAAGGCUGAUGUCACCGCCGCUGGCUCUCUCACCGGCGUGACCGCUGAAGCCAAUAUCAACGCGUGCAUCCAAGUUGUGAUCGAUGCCUUUAACAAGUGCGGCUCGGCCCUUGGUAUCGACCUUUCUUUGGGCGUGGACGCAACAGUCGGCGUGGACCUUGGCCUUCUCAAGCGCGAGUUGCAAGAGCGAUCUGUCGACAAGCAAGCUGUCGCCCAAGCUCUUGUUGACGUUAUUGACGUCAUCAACGUCAACAUUUUGGUCCCCGUCAAGCCCAAACUGUUGACCUGUACCUGCUCCGACACCUACUCUCUUUUCACCGAACUUGACACGCUCCUCACCGGUCUUCUCUGCGCGUUGGACGCUGCUCUCAGUGACCUCCUCGUCAUCGUCAAGGGCCUCUUGACCACCGUGCUGGGACUGGCCUCUGUCCUUCUCGGAGACUUGCUCCCCAGCACCCUUGCCGUUUGCGGCUUCUAAGACUACUCGACAUAUCAGACUUGUUUGGCGGGGACUUGCCCUCUAUCUUGAACGUCUCUUCCCAUAGCUAGCAAUGGUGAUCUUCAUUCGGGUAGCGUUUGUCUAUAAUUUAUUGGCCGGUUCCUCUUCGUCUCAUCUAUCUCGAAAUCGUGCUUUUGGCAUGAUCCCCUGCUCCUAUGAAUCCUUGUGAUAUACUCA
Cryptococcus amylolentus CBS 6039 is the source of this 1001-nucleotide messenger RNA. RefSeq lists its product as hypothetical. NCBI's taxonomy places the organism in Eukaryota, Fungi, Basidiomycota, Tremellomycetes, Tremellales, Cryptococcaceae. The record is from RefSeq and is a predicted model, not a curated record. The coding region runs from base 168 to 803 and encodes 211 amino acids. The transcript has 3 exons.